Molecule: messenger RNA, 2224 nt
Organism: Aphis gossypii (cotton aphid)
Lineage: Eukaryota; Metazoa; Arthropoda; Insecta; Hemiptera; Aphididae
Product: multiple inositol polyphosphate phosphatase 1-like
Exons: 7
Coding region: 146-1486 (446 amino acids)
Molecular function (GO): inositol phosphate phosphatase activity; acid phosphatase activity
Source: RefSeq, a predicted model, not a curated record
CUGUAAUAGAAUGAGAUUUUAAACACAUUGAAAUAAAAGUUUUUACUGUUAUACCUAUAGUUAGGUUAUAAAAUAACAUUGUACAUUGUAAAAAAUAUCUUAUAAUUUUUUUUUACUCUAAGUAAUACACAGAAUUUAUUUUAAAAUGAAAUUUUCCGUGAUUAUACUGCUACUGUUAAUAUUUAAUUACGCUAAAUGUGAAUCAGAUAAAUGCUUUUACUAUGAUGAUCACCCUUUUCCAUUCUUUGCUUCAAAAACUGCAUAUAAUUAUGUGUCAGCCAAACAAAACUACACUCAACCAAAUUGUAAGACAUUGCAAUUGUGGAUGUUGUCAAGACACGGAACGCGACAUCCCGGAAGAGAUACUAUUCAUAAAAUAUCAAAUUUAAACGAGUACAAAAAUAACUUAACCAAUAAUUCUAGUUUAUGCAAAGAAGACUUCGAGGCGAUUAAAACAUGGGUUUUUAAUUUGACAGAAAAAGACGAAUACAAACUCAAUAGUCAAGGUAUAAACGAUUUGUCAUCUCUGGGAUUAAGACUUCAAAGUUUAUACGAAGAUAUAUUCAACCAACCUUAUAAUCCCAUGACAUAUAGUGUGUUAUCAUCGAAUAAAGAAAGAUCAAGGGAUAGUGCAUUUUAUUUUUUAAAAUCUGCUUUUAAUGUGAAUGUUACUGAUAUACCAUUAAUAAAUAGUGAUGAUAAAAAAUUAAACAUAUCCAAAUUUGAAAAUAAACACGAUAAUGAAGAAUUAAAGAAAUUUCGUUGUAGUAUUCACGUGCAAGAGGUAGUUGUCAGCGUAUCGAAGAUUUUGGGACUGGAUCGUAAUCUAACAUUUAAUAUUAUAAAAGCUAUGUAUGACUCAUGUCGAUUCGAAAGAUCAAUCAACUUAAAUUCUCAUCCAGCUUGGUGUGCUGUAUUUUCUCAAAAAGAUUUAGAAGUUCUUGAGUACGAUGAAGAUUUAAAGUAUUACUACUUAAACGGAUAUGGUAACUCUUACAACGAAAGACUUGGCUGUCCGAUUGUGAAAGAUCUCAUGAAUAACUUCAAAAAUAAAUCUCAAACACAACUCGGGCCAAAAGGAGUAUUUUAUUUUGGUCAUUCGUCAAACGUGUUUAGUGCAAUUGUUAGAUUAGGAUUUGCUAGAGACACUAUACCUCUACUAAGCUCAAACUUCAAUAAUAUGCGCGAUAGAAAAUGGAAAUCGUCGUAUUUGAGUCCUUUUGCAUCAAAUUUAAUGGCCGUACUUUACGAAUGCCAUGGUGUGAAAAAAGUAACUUUUUUUGUUAACGAAGUCCCAAUGACCGUGGAGAAGUAUGGAUGUACAUUAUGUCCAUGGGAGUUGAUCGAAAAUAUGUUUGACCCCAUUAUUUCUAAUCCAUCCUGUACAUUUGAUGAAAAUUCGUCUGCUUUCAAAAUAUCUAGAACAAUGAAUUUACUUUUUCUCACUUAUAUAUUAAACAUUUUUUAUUAUUUUUAUUAUUCCUAGAGUUUUUACAUAAAAAUAAUUACAGCUCAAAUAUUUACAUAAGACAUCUUAUAAAAUUAUUUAUUUACACUUUAUUGAAGUAAAUCAAUUUGUCACAUACGAAUUAAUUUUUUUAUACAAUUAGGAAAUUAUAUUUUUGAACGUUUUUGCGAAUGUUCUAAAAUGACUAAAAUAUACCAUUAAUUAAAAUAAUAUGGAAACUUCAUAAAAUAAUUGAUUACAAUUUAAUACUUUAUAAUAACUAUAUAAAAAUAUUUUACCCACAUGCAUUAAUGCUUCGCCAAUAACGUUAAAAUUGUUGUAUUAAUAGUUGUAUUAGUAAUAAUAAUGACAAUAAUGUAUAAGUCUUUUACCUCUACUAAGUACUACAUAAUAGUUCUUUAUUUUACAUUUAUAGUUAUACACCGAAAUACUUAGGUUGAUAAUGAUUAAUUUUUAUUAUUUAUUUGUAUUAAGUAUUUAUUACGUUUUAAUGGUAUUAGUGUAUCAUCACUAUAAUAUUGGCUUUUAUUUAUUGAAAUUCUACUUCAACUUAUCAAUACUUUGAGUAAGUACUUGAGGUUGAGGAUUGUUCAUAUGAUAUUUUUAUCAUAUUUCUUCACCUAUUCAAAAUAUGCGACAAGUAAAAGCUGUAUUCAUCUAAAUUAAUAAAGUAACCUGUAGAUUAAAGUAUUAAACUAUAUGAAUGUUUUAUAUUAGUUGUCAAGUAUUAUUAAUAUGAAUAAUAACAUAAACGUG